Rotaria sp. Silwood2 is the source of this 927-nucleotide messenger RNA. The record is from the annotation of a GenBank genome assembly. NCBI's taxonomy places the organism in Eukaryota, Metazoa, Rotifera, Eurotatoria, Philodinida, Philodinidae.
AUGGAUAAGAAUUAUUUAACAACAAUAGUUAAUAAUAAUAAAAAUACAUUAAGUUGUCCAUUAUCACCAACAAUAAUAACAAUAGAAAGUGAUAAUUUACAUAUAUAUGAAAUAGAUCGUCAUUUAAUUGAACGUGGAUCAACAAAUGUUUUAACAGAUUUACCAGGUUCACGUAAUCUUGAAGAAACAGAUGAAAAUGAAUUACCAUUUCCUGGUUUUGUUGAAACGGUUUUUUAUUCUCUUAAACAAACAAGAAUACCUCGUUAUCAAUGUUUACAAUUAAUAACAUGGCCAUGGUUUGAACGUAUAAGUAUGUUUGUUAUAUUACUUAAUUGUAUAACACUUGGAAUGUAUCAACCAUGUGAACAUCAUUCCGGUUUACAAACUUCAAAAAAAUGUGAUACACCACGUUGUAUUUGGUUACAAGCAACUGAUUAUUUUAUUUUUGCUUUUUUUACUAUUGAAAUGUGUAUUAAAAUGAUAGCCAUGGGAAUAUUUGGUAAAGGUACAUAUUUAGCUGAUACAUGGAAUAGAUUGGAUUGUUUUAUUGUUAUUUCCGGACUUUGUGAUGGUCUUAAAUGUGUUUUACGUAUGUCUCGUUAUGGUAAUCAAUAUUUACAAUUAAAACAACCAUGGGCCAAAUGCAAAGGUUCUGAUGCUGAUAGACGAGAUGCUGAAAUAAGUAUUACUCUUGCAUUAAACCUUGUUUAUUUACUUUCAUUGGUGUUACAACCAUUUAUGCCAACAACAUCGGAUGAAAUUCGACAACAACUUAAUAUUAAGGAAACUGUUUAUGGAUUAGAGAAUGCUUUUCGUUGUUAUUUACCAGCUGGCCAUACAAUAGAACAAGCUCGGCUAUUAUUUAGACGUAUUGAAAAACCUUUGGUAGAUGAAUAUCUUUUACGUUUUGUCGGCCGCAAGAAAUGA